AUGAUUACCCUGCAAUUUGCGAGAGCACUGUUUGCCUUCAUGAUUUUCGGAGCAUUCACUGAUCUACAAUUGGCACUAUUCUCAGCACUUCCUGGACCUCUAGCAAACCUCUACAAUCAAACCUUCAUUCGGCAUUACGGCAUAGAACUUGAUGUUACCGCGUUUCUUCUCGGGAUCACAUCAUGUGCCUUUCAAGGCUUCGGUGGAUGGUUGGGGAGUGCUGAGCUGUUCGUCGUAGGACAACUGCUCCUUGGCUUAUCGAUCCCGAUCAAGCUCGUCGUGGUCACACUUUUUGUGACAGAAUGCGCUCCAGAUGAACACAGAGGAUUCGCAUCCGUCGCGCUUCACUUGGGAGAUAUGUUGGCCAGCUUACUCAUGUGUAUCCUGAUGUAUCUGUUUACCGUGAGCAUUCCUGACUCUCCAAAGUGGCUGGUUCGACAUGGUGAUAAGGCUGGUGCCGCAGAAGCCAUGCGUUUCUAUCAUGGAGAAGGAGAAAAUCCAGACAAGGCGAUGACUUCGUUAUGUCUUGAAACACAUCUGACAACUAAUAAAAAUCUAUCUAUCAGGGAAGCAUGGCACGAUGAGACAAUUAAAGAGGCUAUGAAAGUUAUUAUGAUACUUCAAUUGAUGUUCACCAUUUCUCCGGUGCCGCUGGAGAGAGCAUACUCUGUAGUAAUUCAUACAUCUGUAGGAUUCUCAGUCGAACAGUCGCUAAUGCUAAGCUGGAUGAGUACUUUACUGAUGACCCCACUAACUUUUCUCAGUACUUUUGCAAUUGACAAAUUCGGACGUAGGCCGGUCGUAUUCAUUGCGUCCAGUAUCAUGUUCCUCAAAAUCCUCGUAAUGUUCACCGCUCAGCUGUUAGUCUACGUUACAUCCCCGUCAUGGGUCACUAUGGUUAUGGCAACAGCCAACGAAUUCGCUUCGGAUUUGAUCACCUGCACAGGAGCAGGAGCCGUGGCUUCAUUGCUAAUUGCUGAACUUAUACCACCAGCUGCUCGUGUUGCAGUCUCCCAGGCAAGUGCUAUUAUUUGUUCCACUGGCGUCCACAAUACCGAUAAUGACGUCAUUCCCGGUGAUGAAUGCGCUUUUUGCGCCAGCUAUCUACAUUCCCAUGCUUAUUUGUCAACCGUUCCUGAUCGGUUAUCUUAUCAGGCGAACACACGUCAAUCGAUCUCGGAACGCACACCGCUUCUGAAAUCACGAGCUGGAUCCGUUCGAUCAACAACCGGUGUACACGUUAAUGCUUGA
Haemonchus placei is the source of this 1251-nucleotide messenger RNA. The record is from the annotation of a GenBank genome assembly. NCBI's taxonomy places the organism in Eukaryota, Metazoa, Nematoda, Chromadorea, Rhabditida, Trichostrongylidae.